This is a messenger RNA of Lepus europaeus (European hare), 1414 nucleotides long. RefSeq names its product ESF1 homolog. The transcript has a single exon. Gene Ontology annotation, biological process: rRNA processing. The record is from RefSeq and is a predicted model, not a curated record. The coding region runs from base 98 to 1414 and encodes 438 amino acids. Lineage: Eukaryota; Metazoa; Chordata; Mammalia; Lagomorpha; Leporidae. Gene Ontology annotation, molecular function: RNA binding.
CACCGGAGGAUUGUGGGUGUGGGUCACACGUGAGGCUUCGGGAGACUCUGAGGCGUAUUUGGUUUCUUCACAGGUUGUUUAGUAUUAACAUUUAAAAAUGUCAUCCAAACAAGAAAUAAUGAGUGACCAGCGGUUUAGGAGAGUUGCAAAGGACCCAAGAUUUUGGGAAAUGCCAGAAAAGGAUCGAAAAGUCAAAAUUGACAAGAGAUUUCGAGCCAUGUUUCAUGACAAAAAGUUCAAGUUGAAUUAUGCUGUGGAUAAAAGAGGACGCCCCAUCAACCACAGUACAACAGAGGACUUGAAACGUUUCUAUGACCUUUCAGAUUCUGAUUCUGAUCUCUCUGAUGAAGAUAGCAAAACUUUAAGCCAAGAGAAAGCAAAGAAGAAAAAGCCUCAGACUAAAAAAGAAAUAGAUUCCAAAACUCUUGUUGAGAAGAAAAAGAAAAAAACCAAGAAAAUUAAUCAAAAGGAUUCUGUAACUGAAAAUGAUGUAAAUAAUUCUGAAGGAAUUCAGAAAAUGAAAAAUUCACAUAAAUCUAAGAUAGAUUCAAAAAUAAGUCUUAAGAAGAAUAGUGAAGAAUCUGUAAGAAAGAGUACUAAAGAGAAAAAUACUAUUCAGCAUAGUAGAGACUCUUACUCCAAAGGAAAACUGAGGACAGUAGACUCAGGUGCAUCAGAAUCUGUGACAUCUCCCAAGAUCAAGUGUACCAAGACAAGAUCAGUGGUUCCACAUAUAAUGGCAAGAGACAGUGAUUGUUUUGAAAACUCAAGAAAUGGUAAAAUGUUUGAAGGAGAUGACUUGGAGGAAGAUUCAGAAAGUGCUAGUGAAAUGAGAAGUGAUGAGGAAUCUGAAGAUGAAUUCUCAGGUGUUGUUAGAACUUCAGCUGAUGAUGAUGAUGAUGAUGAUACUUUAGCUGAUGAUUAUGAUGAUAGUGAUGAUGAGGAAGAUGAUGAGGAAGAUGAAGAAGAGGACAGUGAAGAGGAUAAUGAAAGUGACAGUGGCCCUGAUCUUGCACGAGGUAAAGGAAACAUAGAAACUAGUUCUGAAGAUGAAGAUGAUUUGCCAGAUUUAUUUCCAGAAGAACCUACUUUUGAGCAUGCUUGGAGAGAAUUAGAUAAAGAUGCUCCUCGGGCUGAUGAGAUUACACAUCGAUUAGCAGUUUGCAACAUGGACUGGGAUCGAUUAAAAGCAAAAGAUUUGCUGGCUUUGUUUAAUUCAUUUAAACCUAAAGGAGGUGUUGUAUUUUCUGUAAAGAUAUAUCCUUCAGAGUUUGGGAAGGAGAGGAUGAAGGAAGAGCAAGUUCAAGGACCAGUGGAGUUACUAAGUAUUCCCGAAGAUGCCCCUGAAAAGGAUUGGUAUUGUAUCACUGUAAAAUGUAAAACUGAGCUUCAUAAAAUCAUGUCACUAAUUUAG